This is a messenger RNA of Funneliformis mosseae, 792 nucleotides long. The record is from the annotation of a GenBank genome assembly. Lineage: Eukaryota; Fungi; Glomeromycota; Glomeromycetes; Glomerales; Glomeraceae.
AUGUUAUUCUUUAAUCAGUCAGAAGAAUGGAGUCUCUUGAACUUUAUAAAGUAUCUUGAUUCAAUAGAGAGUUUGCGUGACAGCUCUGAGCUACACCGCAAAUAUAAAAAUCUAAAUGGAAUUAAGAAUGAUGAAAAUAAGUCGCAGAAAAAAAGGAAAAGGGCUGAACAAUGUUUGGUCGAGUCUGAUAAUCCUGCUAUUGAGUUGGUGGAUACAAUGAUGCUAGGUCAAGUCCAAAAUACCACCGUCGAGUUAGAAGGUGAUGAAAAGCGUUCUCCAGAGAUCCAAGAAUUUUGGCAACAGAAAAAACUUCAAAUUUCACUUAAGGAAAAGACUAUAAAAAGCACUGAAAGAAUGAUCAACUAUAUUAAUACAAUACAGGACGAAGCAAGCGAUAUUUUAAUCUUAGAGUUAGAGAUAAUAUUGAAAAUGGUGGACUUACGAAAUUCCCUUAUGAAGACCAAGAGAGUACCAAAACCAUCAUCAUCACCAGGAGUGCUAAAACCAUUUUCAUCAAGCUUAGAAAGCACAGGGUCUAGUGCAGAAAUACCUAGCGAUAUAAACAAAAUUAAUAGUCUUGAGCCACGUAUUCUGCCUCAUCAAAUUUUUUCAUAUAAUACUUCAUCAGGUUCUUCCGUAUAUAAAGAACAUGGUUCUAAAGAUGAUACUUUUGAAGAUAAUCUCCUAAUGAAAUCCCCUGUUGAUAUCACCGUCGAUUGCAAGCUAAUUGUUAAGAAUAUGUGUAUUAGAUCAAAAAAUGGAGCAAUGGCGUCGCUCAUCAAGAUAUGUUGA